AUGGCGUCUCAACAACAGUUGAAAAAGCAGCAAGAGCUCCAAACCACAUAUCAAAACUACAAGAACACGCUUCAAACGAUUGCCUCAAAGAUUGGCGAUAUCGAACAAGAGACUGAAGAGCACAAACUCGUCUUGGAGACGCUGCAACCACUGCCGGGAGACAGGAAAUGCUUCCGCAUGAUCAACGGUGUCUUGACUGAGCGAACGGUCAAGGACGUUGUACCGAUCCUACAGACCAAUUCAGACGGUCUGAAGCAGGCACUAGAAGAGCUAGUCAAGCAGUACAAGUUGAAACAAGAUGAGAUGGAGAAGUGGAAGAAGAAGAACAAUGUCCAAGUCGUCCAACAGCCAGGGCAAUAG
Molecule: messenger RNA, 360 nt
Organism: Alternaria burnsii
Lineage: Eukaryota; Fungi; Ascomycota; Dothideomycetes; Pleosporales; Pleosporaceae
Product: prefoldin beta-like protein
Exons: 5
Coding region: 1-360 (119 amino acids)
Biological process (GO): protein folding
Cellular component (GO): prefoldin complex; cytoplasm
Molecular function (GO): protein folding chaperone
Source: RefSeq, a predicted model, not a curated record